UUUGAGUUUUUGACUAGGUGACCCAGCUUUUGAAGAAAGUUUCUACUAAAUAUUUGAUAUAUUAGUGUAAUUUGAAAGCAAUAUUACCGUAACGCGUGUUUGAAUUGUCUAUUAUUGUUAUUUAAAUGUGUCAUAAGUUAACGCAAUGAGUAAUGACCCGCAAGUUGCAGAGCAAGAUUGCGCAGUUUGCUUACAAAAAUGUCAUCAUCCUACCCAGCUUCCUUGUGGGCACAUCUUUUGUUUUCUUUGUGUAAAGGGAGUGGCAAUUCAAAGUAAAAAGUGUGCUAUGUGCAGAGCAGAGAUCCCACUUGAUUAUUUGGACCAUCCAGUACUUUUAGAGAAAGCUUCCCCUCAAGCUAGUUCUGAGGAAGUGAAUGAAGGCUACCAAUGGUAUUAUGAGGGAAGGAAUGGUUGGUGGAAAUAUGAUGAGAGAAGUAAUGUUGAAUUAGAAAAUGCAUAUAAUGCUGGAAGCCCCGAGUGUACAUUACUACUAGCUGGAGCUGUGUACAGAAUAAACUUUCAAAAUAUGGUACAGAUGCGACAGAAUGAUAGGACCAGGAGACGCAGAGUUCAGAGAGACACCCCUGCACUGCCAGCCAAAGGUAUUGCUGGUAUAAAGAUUGAUAAUCCCAGUAAUGAAGCUAAGAAUGAAUCUGAUGCUUCAAACACUAUUGAUCUAACCAGCAAUGACAAUGACAACAGUAGUGACGCUGAACCAGUGGAGAUUGUAGAUAGUGAUGAUGAUGAAGUCAGUGAGAUUACUUCUCAAGAUAAUGAACUCAAUGAAUUAGUUCACAGAACCAGUGCAAUCAACUUAUUGGAUCCCACCAGGCAUGCAAAUGAGGACACAUGAUUUAAGACAUACCUAUGAUUAUUAACUUUUUAAGGUAUUGGUCCUAAGUAAUACAAUAGAAUCCACUUAAUAUGAUUAUGUUUAAAAUUAUCUUCUUCAUAAUAUGCCAGUCCCUGUAACUUGAGCAAUCUGUAUGUACUAUGUAGUAUUUAUGUCAUACAUUUUUGUGGCAAUAUGCAUUUUUUCACCUGUUCCUUUUAUAAGAUGAUUCUUAAGCGGGUUUUACUGUUAUUAUAGUAGACUGCUUAGACCAGGAGUCCAAAUAUGUUAUUUUAACAAUAAAUUUGACCUAAAACUAGUUUGCUGUUGCUGUCCUGGGCUAAGCUCUUGUUUGGCCACUUACUUUCUGCAGGUUGGACUUUUGGUUUGGAGACCUCUGGUAUAGAGCUAGGCUAGCAUGUUGAUAUACAUUUUUGUGUAAAAUAGUUACUUAUUAUACCUCCACAGAACAAAUACUUACAUGUAACAUAACAGAAGACCUAAGUAAAUUUCAAUUCACAUAUACAUUUGUAUAGCAAGCUAUAAGAAAUGUUAAAAAUAAAUCUGUUUUCUUUUUAACCUGCAAAAUUUCUGAAGUUAGUCAUAGUUAAAGAAAAUUGUUAUUUUAUGUAGUUGUAACUAGGUUAUUUCAACCAACAUUGUUAUUUUUUUUUAUAUAUAACCCUUUACCAGGCUAUACAUAUAUUUCCCACAUACGGCACUUCAAACAUGUGUUCUAUUUUUGAUGAGUAAGACCGACAUUCUAUUGUCAUUUUUGAAAUG
This is a messenger RNA of Cydia strobilella, 1615 nucleotides long. RefSeq names its product E3 ubiquitin-protein ligase RNF146-B (gene Rnf146). Gene Ontology annotation, molecular function: poly-ADP-D-ribose binding; zinc ion binding; ubiquitin protein ligase activity. The record is from RefSeq and is a predicted model, not a curated record. NCBI's taxonomy places the organism in Eukaryota, Metazoa, Arthropoda, Insecta, Lepidoptera, Tortricidae. Gene Ontology annotation, biological process: ubiquitin-dependent protein catabolic process; Wnt signaling pathway. The coding region runs from base 146 to 853 and encodes 235 amino acids. Gene Ontology annotation, cellular component: nucleus; cytoplasm. The transcript is spliced from 6 exons.